CUUUCCGACACUAUAAGGGAAAAUAUUCUUCCGGUUAGGGUUGCGGAAUUGAAUGAGGCACGAUAACCAAUAACAAUGAAAUUUAAUCGACUUGUUUCUUCUUCGCGUCGAAAAAAUCGAAAGAGGCACUUCACGGCUCCUUCUCAUAUUCGAAGAAGACUUAUGUCGGCUCCUCUUUCGAAAGAACUUCGACAGAAGUAUAAUGUCCGUUCUAUGCCGAUUCGUAAAGAUGAUGAAGUACAGGUUGUACGUGGUCAUUAUAAAGGUCAACAAGUUGGCAAAGUUAUUCAAGUGUAUAGGAAAAAGUUUGUCAUAUACAUAGAAAGAAUUCAGCGUGAAAAGGCUAACACUGCUACUGUGAAUGUUGGUAUCGACCCAUCCAAGACAGUCAUAGUAAAACUAAAAAUGGACAAGGAUCGCAAGAAAAUUAUGGACAGGAGAAGUAAGGGUAGACUUGCAGCAUUAGGCAAGGAUAAGGGAAAAUAUACUGAAGACUCAACUGCAGCCAUGGAAACUUUGUAAAUUUAAGUUAUAGUUUCAUUUAUAAAAUUUAAUAAAAAAAAAUUAACAUUUUGA
Messenger RNA from Eufriesea mexicana, 576 nucleotides. It is a transcript of the gene RpL26, whose product is annotated as ribosomal protein L26. The transcript is spliced from 4 exons. Gene Ontology annotation, molecular function: RNA binding; structural constituent of ribosome. NCBI's taxonomy places the organism in Eukaryota, Metazoa, Arthropoda, Insecta, Hymenoptera, Apidae. Bases 76 to 522 code for a protein of 148 amino acids. Gene Ontology annotation, biological process: translation. The record is from RefSeq and is a predicted model, not a curated record. Gene Ontology annotation, cellular component: large ribosomal subunit; ribosome.